Molecule: messenger RNA, 276 nt
Organism: Suillus fuscotomentosus
Lineage: Eukaryota; Fungi; Basidiomycota; Agaricomycetes; Boletales; Suillaceae
Product: 40S ribosomal protein S27
Exons: 4
Coding region: 1-276 (91 amino acids)
Biological process (GO): translation; ribosomal small subunit assembly
Cellular component (GO): cytosolic small ribosomal subunit; ribosome
Molecular function (GO): RNA binding; structural constituent of ribosome
Source: RefSeq, a predicted model, not a curated record
AUGGUACGCUGCACGUCUGUUCCGCUUACUCUUGCCGUCGAUCUAUUGAACCCCUCUGCAGAAUAUGAACGCAAACAGCACAAACUCAAGCGUCUUGUGCAAUCCCCCAACUCUUAUUUCAUGGAUGUAAAAUGCCCAGGGUGCUUUGCUAUUACCACUGUAUUCUCUCAUGCGCAAUCAGUAGUUCUUUGUGGCUCAUGUGCAAGUGUCUUGUGCCAACCUACGGGUGGUAAGGCAAGACUGACCGAGGGUUGCUCAUUCCGCCGGAAGAACUAG